AUGGACGUAAACAAUGAGAGUUCUGGGACAGACUUCAUCCUUCUGGGGUUUUCUGACAGACCCCAACUAGAACGCAUCAUCUCCCUGGUGGUUGUCAUCUCCUAUCUCGUGACUCUGGUGGGAAACUCGACCAUCAUCCUGGUGUCUCACCUGGACGCCCAGCUCCACACGCCCGUGUACUUCUUCCUCUCCAACCUGUCGCUCUUGGAUCUCUGCUAUACAACCACCAUUGUCCCCCAGAUGCUGGUGAAUAUGUGGGGGCCAAAGAGGUCGAUCACAUACGGAGGGUGUGUGCUCCAGUUCUUCAUUGCCCUGGACCUGGGCGCCACAGAGUGUCUGCUCUUGGCUGUGAUGGCCUAUGACCGCUAUGCUGCUGUGUGCCAGCCUCUGCACUACAUGGUGAUCAUGCACCCCCAGCUAUGCCACAAGAUGGUCAUAACUUCCUGGCUGGGUGGCCUUGGAAGUGCCAUAGUUAUCUGCUCCUUGACUUUGAAAUUGCCAAGAUGUGGACACCGAAAAGUGGAUAAUUUUUUCUGCGAGAUGCCAGCGUUGAUCAAGAUGGCUUGUGCUUAUUCCAAAGUCAUUGAGGUGGUAGUUUUCACUCUUGGAGUGGUGUUUCUCCUAGUUCCUCUGUCACUGAUUCUUGUCUCCUACGGGGUCAUCACCCGCGCCGUGAUGAGAAUCAAGUCUGAAGGAAGAUGGAGAAAACUCCUCAACACCUGCGGUUCCCACCUCACCGUGGUGACUCUCUUCUACGGAACACUCAUCUCUAUGUACAUGAAGCCCCAGAGUAACAGCACAGCCCCCAACGAGGGCAAGUUCCUGACUCUCUUCUACACCAUCAUCACUCCCAGCCUGAACCCUCUGAUCUACACGCUGAGAAACAAAGACGUCAAGAGUGCAGUCAAGAGGCUGCUGUUGGCAAAAAAAUGCUCAGCACAGCUGUGA
Molecule: messenger RNA, 948 nt
Organism: Sorex fumeus (smoky shrew)
Lineage: Eukaryota; Metazoa; Chordata; Mammalia; Eulipotyphla; Soricidae
Product: olfactory receptor 2W1-like
Exons: 1
Coding region: 1-948 (315 amino acids)
Biological process (GO): G protein-coupled receptor signaling pathway
Cellular component (GO): membrane
Molecular function (GO): olfactory receptor activity; G protein-coupled receptor activity
Source: RefSeq, a predicted model, not a curated record